ACCCUGUGCAGGAACAAGCAAAAAAACUAAACAGAAAUUUCAGCUUAACAGAGAGGGACUACUCAAGGUGUAGGAGAGACUCCAAGACAGGAGAGGGUGCUGCUGUUCCUAGCUUCAUAGGUCAAGGUGGCAACAGCAUGACAGGUGGCCGCACUGAAGAGCAUCUUUUUUCACCCCUUAGAAACCGUGCUAUGUCAGAAAAUGACAUUCGUGUGGACGCACACAAUUUUCAUAAUCACACCAAUGUCACACCAAGCAGAAUGCGUGCGUCCACUCUUAGUGACCUGGAUGAGAAUGGAGUAUGUGUAGGUGAAGUAAAGAAGAAAAAAGGGCCUCCGCCACCUCGUCCACCGCCCCCAAAAUGGGAUCAAUUCCACAAGAGACGGGUAUCCCAACAUAACCUCUUCUCCUCCCCGCCACUUUAUUCCUCUCCCUCUUCCUCUCCACCUCGACCACAGCCGUGCACAUCCCAGCCCCCCGGUGUGUCUGAAAUGACACGUCAGCGCUCCUAUAGUCUUCCUCCGAGGGAGGUCUCGGAGAGCCAUCACUGCUGCAGUCAGGAGUACUCGGCGGCUCCCCUCAGCCCUGCUUUUACACGUCGGGCCUUUAAACCUGUAGCCCUGCCCCCAAGAGAGAGAGACAUGAGAAGGGAACUUCAUCAACCUUUGCCGCAGCCUGAACCAUGCACAAGAAUACCUGUCCAUAAUGCUGCAGUGUCAGAUGAGCCUAGAGUCACACUGGUGAAGCCCAUCUUUUUUGAGCAUCGAGCUGAGUGGGACCGGUCCAGUCCUCAUUACCCUCCACUGGGCACUACCAGGCCUCUUGAAGUCCCAGAGAACAGUUUGUCAUCUGCACCCGUGUGUCCAGAAUCCUACUUCUCCAUGAACAACUCCCACUUGCUGCCCCAUCAAGCAGGCUUCCCUGGAACAGCCCACAAAAAGCAGAUUAUUUCCUCCCGCAGUCCCAGCAGUAUUGAAGAUGGAAACCAGCCCCUGGAGACAGACAUAGAUGAGAUCUGUGAGAAUGAGCGGUUAGGAGAAAUUGACAGGAGGGAAGGAGAGCACAGGAUGGAGCUGCAGGGUUUUGCUCGACCAGUUAUGGUGCUGGAGACAGACAUUGACAACAUGCCUGAGGAAGGGGCUCCAUCAGCGAGAAACAUUAGAGGGCCGAGGGGUGCUUUGGUGGACUCCAUUCUAGAGGAUGAUUAUGGUUUAUCUAGGAAAGAGCUGAUAGGAGAGUUAUUUCCACACAGUGUAAAUACAGAGACGGGUGGAGAGAGCUGGAGAGGAGGCCACCCAAUCAGUGGAGGAACGUUUGAGAGGCCCUCUAGACUGGGAAUAUCCAUGGCACAAGUUUCACGAUCAACCUGUUAUGAUACGUCAGCUGACAACCCGCAACUUCUUGCCAGGAUUCGAGAGAUCUCAGACAGGAAAGAGGAGGAGGAAGAGCUCAAUUAUAAGAAGCAGCUGAUGGAGAGCCUUCGUAAAAAGCUGGGUGUCCUUCGUGAGGCACAGAGGGGCCUGCAAGAGGAUAUCCGCGCCAACACUCAGCUGGGAGAGGAAGUGGAGAGCCUGGUGCUCGCUAUCUGCAAGCCCAACGAGGUGGACAAGUACCGUAUGUUCAUUGGUGACCUAGACAAGGUGACCAGCCUGCUGUUGUCUCUUUCUGGGAGACUGAUCCGAGUAGAAAGUGCCUUGGACUGUGUGGACCCAGAGACUGGCCACCACGGGAGGCUACAACUUCUGGAAAAGAAGCAGCAGCUGCUGGUGCAGAUGGGAGAGGCUCAGGAGCUCAAGGAGCACGUGGACCGGCGUGAGCAGGCGGUUGGCAAGGUGCUGGAAUGUUGCCUGACCCCAGAACAGAUGCGUGACUACAGUCACUUUGUGAAGAUGAAAGCAGCCCUACUGGUAGAGCAGAGGCAACUGGAUGACAAGAUCAGGCUCGGAGAGGAGCAGCUCAGGGGACUUCGAGAGAGCCUGGGGCUGGGGUUCGGGAUGGGCAAAACCAGCUUGAGAUGAAGAAUAAGGAGAGACAAAGAAGAUUGAGAUAAAGUUGAUUUGUAUUUGAAGGGCUUGUUGUACAGGAACAAGGAAUUAAUGAAUGUAUGCAUUUGGUUUCAGAAUUGCAGAUUAAAAAGGUAAAUGUG
Messenger RNA from Sinocyclocheilus grahami, 2146 nucleotides. Its product is annotated as protein Shroom2-like. Gene Ontology annotation, molecular function: actin filament binding. The record is from RefSeq and is a predicted model, not a curated record. The transcript has 7 exons. Gene Ontology annotation, biological process: actin filament organization. Bases 138 to 2018 code for a protein of 626 amino acids. Gene Ontology annotation, cellular component: cortical actin cytoskeleton; apical plasma membrane; adherens junction. Lineage: Eukaryota; Metazoa; Chordata; Actinopteri; Cypriniformes; Cyprinidae.